Phycodurus eques (leafy seadragon) is the source of this 3065-nucleotide messenger RNA. RefSeq lists its product as uncharacterized. Gene Ontology annotation, biological process: regulation of DNA-templated transcription; monoatomic cation transport; positive regulation of interleukin-1 production. The record is from RefSeq and is a predicted model, not a curated record. Gene Ontology annotation, molecular function: DNA binding; channel activity. The transcript has 18 exons. Bases 139 to 3036 code for a protein of 965 amino acids. NCBI's taxonomy places the organism in Eukaryota, Metazoa, Chordata, Actinopteri, Syngnathiformes, Syngnathidae.
UGUCAAGCCAGUGUCAGUCUGAUGAAGAUUGGCAUGCAGGCUCUUUUUGAAGAGUUGGACCCUGGGCCAGAGUGCAAACACAAGUGAAAGCUGCUGUGCGGCUGAGUGCCAGCUAACUUCUCAAUGUGACGCUAUCCCAUGAUGCAACAUGUGUCCCCAGCACCUGCAGUGAUAAUGAUGGCCACCCAGCGUGUUCCUCCACCAUCGUACCAGGAGAGCCAACAGAUGACGGGCACAACGCAGCAGAACAACAAGACCCCACAAGUCCAUAUUCCAGCAGCCUCUGCAGGAAGAAAUAACUCUGUCAGUGUGACUCUUGAUCCACAGACCCAACUUGAGUCUGACAAAAGGGCUGUUUACAGACAUCCGUUGUUUCCCCUGCUGGCAUUGCUGUUUGAGAAAUGUGAGCAGGCUACACAGGGAUCUGAGUGCAUCACAUCCGCCAGCUUUGAUGUCGACAUUGAAAACUUUGUUCACCAGCAGGAGCGGGAUCAUAAGCCUUUCUUCAGUGAAGAUCCAGAGCUGGACAACUUGAUGGUUAAAGCUAUUCAAGUGUUGCGGAUCCACUUAUUGGAGCUUGAGAAGGUCAAUGAACUCUGUAAGGAUUUCUGCAACCGAUACAUCACCUGCCUCAAAACCAAAAUGCACAGUGACAACCUUCUCCGUAACGACCUGGGGGGACCCUAUUCUCCUACGCACACUAAUCUCAGCAUGCAGCAGGAACUGAAUCAGACGUCCUCUUCUCCGUCCAUGACCUCUGUGUCCAACCCCGUCAACCCGCCAGGGAUCAUGGCACCCAGUGGGGGUUUGCAACAGGGCAAUGUUUCUCUGACGACCAUAAACUCUCAAGUGGUAUCGGGUGGGACCCUGUAUCAGCCGGUUGCCAUGGUGACAUCGCAAGGACAAGUGUUAACGCAGGCACUGCCACCGGGAACCAUUCAGAUCCAGAACUCACAGUUAAAUGUUGAUCUGUCAGCCCUAUUGGACAGCGAAGACAAGAAGUCAAGGAAUAAAAGGGGGGUCCUUCCCAAACAAGCCACCAACAUCAUGCGCUCAUGGCUCUUUCAGCAUCUCAUGCACCCGUACCCAACAGAAGAUGAGAAAAGGCAGAUUGCGGCACAAACAAGCUUGACGCUUUUGCAAGUGAAUAACUGGUUCAUUAAUGCUCGCCGGCGUAUCCUCCAGCCUAUGUUGGAUGCCAGUAACCCUGACCCAGCUCCUAAAGCAAAGAAGAUGAAGUCCCAGCAUCGUCCCACACAGCGUUUCUGGCCCGACUCCAUCGUGGCUGGUGUUUUGCAGACGCACAGAUCUCAAAUGGGAAACAAUUCAGACGACCCGCUCAGCCUGGACAGCCUCCAGUCGCUGUCAUCGGACUCUGCCACUCUGGCCAUGCAGCAAGCCAUGCUGGGAGCCGACGACUCCAUGGAUGGCACAGAGGAAGAGGAUGAAGAUGAGGAGGAGGAGGAGGAGGAGGAGGAAGAGGAAGGAAUGGAGGAUGAGGAAGAGGAGGAGGAUGGACAGAAUGAAAACAAUAGGGGGGGGGCGAUGCCCAGCGGAGGAGCAGAAAGAAGAAAUCUGAGCAUGGAGCACAGAGAGGAACUGGACAUGAUUUCUGAGAUGUCUGAUGUGAAUAGCUCUCUGGAGGUCAUGGCACAGCAUCUCAAUCAGAUUCAGGUGUUCAAAAUGUCCAUUGCCAAGGAAGCGGCAAAGGCCAUGCUAUCUGAUGCCCUGUUGCAGGACAGUUCUUCGUUAAACCGGAUCAACCAUCUGGAGUUGGAGCUUCCUUUGGACAGAGUCAUCAAAUACGUAUCUGUUGGUCUCCCGCUGUUGCUGGUCUGCAUGGCCUUUGCCCGUGAAGUGUCCCUCGGCCCACAGAUUAGCUGUUUUCCUCCCAGCAAUUUCACAAUGAAGCAGGCCAGCUAUGUGGAUACAUACUGCUGGGAUUCCCUCAUGCAUCACGAGUUUGAUAGCAAUGGGAACUUUGAGGAGCGCUCCCUUUGGGUACAUAAAAUGUUCCCAUAUUCUCUUCUGGCUAUGGCAGUGUUAAUGUAUCUGCCGGCUCUCAUCUGGCGCCAGCUUGUGGUGCCUUCGCUCGGCUCAGACCUGCUAUUCAUAAUUGAUGAACUAGACAAGUCAUAUAACCGCUCAGUUCGAUUGGCUCAGAGCAUCCUGGAUUUGCGGCAAAAUACCAAGAACCCAUUAACAUUUCAGGCAGAACUGCACAGAGCCAAGAGGAAGCGAUACUUUGAGUACCCCCUCCUGGAGAGAUACAUGCAGUGCAAGAAAAACUCCUAUUUCCUCGUGAGCAUGCUUUUCCUGCGGGGCUUCCUCCUGCUGACCUUCAUGACGGCUGCCUGUCUUUAUCUUGCCUACUUCCACCUGUCCGCCUUCCUGCAGGAUGAAUUCAGCUGUUUUGUGCGUAGCGGCAUGCUACGCGAUCAGAACUGGAUUCCUGAGCUGGUUCAAUGUAAAAUGAUCGGCCAGUUGGUCUUUCAGGUGAUAAGUGUAGCCAAUGGUGCCAUCUAUGUUCUGUUAGCACCAAUUGUCCUGUUCAGUAUCAUUAGGCUCUUUGUUUGGGACACCACCUUCAUCUCCGUAUAUGAGGUCCUUCCAGCCCUGGAUCUUCUCAACCAACGCAGGCUAGGGUGUCCCCUGAAUGAUCUCAAUGUGCUCUUGCUCUUCCUGCGGGCCAAUGUUGCACACCUAAAGUCAUAUGGGAAGGUUAGGGCUUUGUGCUCUCUGGCACCGCCGAUGGUUGGUCAGACUACAGCAGGACAAGGACUGAAUGCAAUGCUGAGCCAAGAGGAGAUUGAAGAAAGGGAGGAGGCCGCAAUGGAGUUGGCAGAGGAGGUGCAGGAAGCCAAAGAGGAAGGGAAGUUCAACCUUGUGGAUAUCAUGACUAUUCUGGGAGCGGCGCAGGGACGAAUUGUAAACUCCAACGAACAGAGGCCAAUGGUGGAGGAGAAUAUGAGUUUUGAGCCAAACCACCAGGGGUACCAUGAGUUGAAGGAGACUGCACCAUUUAAUCAUUACUAGGCCUCCUAUGGACUGUAUCAAUGUGAAAA